Molecule: messenger RNA, 1399 nt
Organism: Poecilia latipinna (sailfin molly)
Lineage: Eukaryota; Metazoa; Chordata; Actinopteri; Cyprinodontiformes; Poeciliidae
Product: homeobox expressed in ES cells 1-like
Exons: 3
Coding region: 523-933 (136 amino acids)
Biological process (GO): pituitary gland development; forebrain development; regulation of transcription by RNA polymerase II
Cellular component (GO): nucleus
Molecular function (GO): RNA polymerase II cis-regulatory region sequence-specific DNA binding; DNA-binding transcription repressor activity, RNA polymerase II-specific
Source: RefSeq, a predicted model, not a curated record
CACUAUUUUAAAAAUGUUUCCAAUUUAUUUGCCAUUAAUCCAUUCAUCCAUCAACAUGCCUACUUUCUUUUGCAUUACCAGGUUAUAGGUACAAAGCAUUAUCACUCUAGAAAUAUCCACCAUAAAUUCAAAGAGAAAUUUAUAACUGAAGAUUCUUAAUAUCUGAGUCUGGAAAAUGUAGAAUUUCAUAUCCAUAUUUUCACUAUCAAUCUUGUGUAGAAACUCUGUAAAAUGUCUGAGAGGUUUGUUGGGGAGCUUGGAAGAAGUUUUUUUAGUUGGAUUAGAUUGAAAUAGAAAUGAAACUCUUUAUAUGGAUAAUAACUUACCACCAAUCAGGUAACCUUCCCAAAGUGAAACAAGUUUAGGGUGGUGGCAGCAUCAUGCUGUGAGGAUCCUUUCUUCUAGGCUGGUCAGAGUACACAUUGGGAUGAAAUAAUUUUCAUGGAUGCAUGUCCAGUUAUUUAAUUUUCCAUUUAUUUAUUAAAUUAUCUUUUAAAAAUCUCCUCAGAAUUUGGAGCAGAGAUGGGGAAGAGAGAGAAAAGUUUCUGCUGUAAGCAAAACAUUUGUUAUCAAGCUCCGCUGCAAAACCAAACUGGACCCAAACUAAGCUGGUAUGCUGGACGACGGGCACGCACAGCCUUCAGCAGCAGCCAGGUGAAUGCUCUGGAGAUGGUGUUCCGGGUCGACUGCUAUCCAGGGAUCCAGCUGAGGGAGCAGCUGGCAGGGAGGCUGGACCUGGACGAGGACCGAAUCCAGAUCUGGUUCCAGAACCGACGAGCAAAAUUGAGGCGUUCACUCAGAGAGACCCAACUGCAGUUGGUUCAGACGGCUAUGAUGGAGCUGAAGAUGAGGCAGGAGGCUGGACACCGCCCAGAGGAGGUGUCACGUCACCUUCCUCCUCCUCUUCAUUGUGAUGCAGAGGAUGAGGAGUAAUCAAGUUCUCACUGUCUGCAGAAGGUGUUCAUCUUUGCAUUAAUAUCCAUCUGCAUAAUUUUCUGAAAACCUCUCUAAACUCCAGGGGAAUGACUAAGAGUUGCAGAAUGUAAAUGGCUGUUUUAUAUUGUUUUAUUCGUCCAAUAUCACAAUUUACAAGGAAUGUCAGCUGGUCUUAUAUAAAAGCAGGAAUGAUUUGAGCUGAUGAAAACUUGAUAGUUUGAAGAAUAUUUUGUGAACCGUUAUUUCUCAGUUUGACAAAUCAAUGUAUCAGACCUUCCGAGUAGCUGUGUACUUCAUUGAAUUUAUUAGGAAUAAAAAUACUUACCAUCUGUGUUUUUAUCACACAUUGAUUUUCAUCUACGUCUUUGCUAAAGAAUGAGACAAUAACUGCUUUACACAUAACAUUUUCAAUAAUAUUAAAACAUUUACUGUCAAAAUGAGGCAUUAUGGAAUAUUUUUCUCA